GGUGCUUGCCUUAAAAAAAAAAAAAAGACGAAGAAGAAGAAGAAGAAGAAGAAGGAGAAGGAGGAAGUGUUUGAUUUGUAUUUAGCUAACUAGCUAGCUAGCUCAUUUUCGACGAUCAGAUUAUCUGACUUUGUUGGCCUUGUAAAUAUCAGCAGGAUCCACCAAAUUCACGAUGAACCUGGAACGACUGCCCAACGAGGAGAAACUGAGCCUAUGCCGAAAAUAUUAUUUAGGUGGCUUUGCGUUUCUACCGUUCCUGUGGCUGGUCAAUGUUGUUUGGUUUUUCAAGGAGGCCUUUGUAAAGCCAGUGUACAGCGAACAGCUCCAAAUAAAAACGUAUGUAAAGCGGUCAGCACUGGGGUUGCUGCUGUGGGUAACGGUACUCACUACCUGGAUAACCAUAUUCCAGCACUUCAGAGCAGAAUGGGGGGAGGUGGGAGAUUACCUCUCAUUUACCAUUCCACUGGGCAUUCCUUGAUAAAUGUGUCUUUGUCAAUGACAGAACUAAUGAUCCACUAUAAUGGACCAAAGAAUGUUCCUUCUUUAACUACAGUGAACAAUUCUGGUGAUUUGUCUGGUCUUUGGAGCUAAAUUCAACGGCUGAAUCACAUUAACAGUAAUCCCUUGUGUCUUCAAAAGAGAAAUGCUGUAGGAUUUGAAAAAUGUUUUUUAUGCUUGCCAAGGCAUUUGAGAAAGUUCUUUGAGUUCUUUUUUUUUUUUUAGAGUAGGCUAAUUUUGUAUAGCAGACAAUGUUAACUGUCAUGACAGUAUCUAAUAAUGACGUUCAGGACUUUGAUGAUUAAUAGAUCAACAUGCUUUUUUUUUUU
Perca fluviatilis (European perch) is the source of this 827-nucleotide messenger RNA. It is a transcript of the gene psenen, whose product is annotated as presenilin enhancer, gamma-secretase subunit. Lineage: Eukaryota; Metazoa; Chordata; Actinopteri; Perciformes; Percidae. The transcript is spliced from 4 exons. The record is from RefSeq and is a predicted model, not a curated record. Bases 173 to 478 code for a protein of 101 amino acids. Gene Ontology annotation, cellular component: gamma-secretase complex. Gene Ontology annotation, biological process: Notch receptor processing.